AUGACCACCCGCAAGAGAAAGGCGGAAGCCGAGGAGGAGCUCCAGGCUCUUCCUAGUGACGAGAGCGAGGAAGAAGAAGAAUACGAGGACUCGGAACCUGAUCGCUCGGACGUGAGCGACGAAGGCGAAGAGGGUGAAGAGGGCGAAGAGGGCGAAAGUGAGGACGAAGAAGAAGAAGAGGAAGCAGGAGAAGACGAAGGUCCCCCCGCCCAGAAGAAGCAAAAGACCGACAAAACCACCAAUGGCAAACAGGCACCCGAGGUGGUCGAUGAUGACGAAGACGACGGGGCGGAAGAAGGCGCCGAAGAGCAGGGAGAUGAAGACGAAGAGCCUGCCGAGGAGGAGCCUGCCGAGGAGGACGUUGAAGAUGAAAAUGAAACCGCCAAGUCAAGCGGUCCUGCUGCUGCUGCCAAGAAGGCCAAGGGUGGUACUGUGCCCAAGGAGGCUGAUCUUUCUGAGGUUGAUGCCGCUGAAUAA
Molecule: messenger RNA, 477 nt
Organism: Penicillium diatomitis
Lineage: Eukaryota; Fungi; Ascomycota; Eurotiomycetes; Eurotiales; Aspergillaceae
Exons: 3
Coding region: 1-477 (158 amino acids)
Source: RefSeq, a predicted model, not a curated record